Messenger RNA from Boeremia exigua, 524 nucleotides. RefSeq lists its product as uncharacterized. The transcript is spliced from 3 exons. The record is from RefSeq and is a predicted model, not a curated record. Bases 98 to 463 code for a protein of 121 amino acids. NCBI's taxonomy places the organism in Eukaryota, Fungi, Ascomycota, Dothideomycetes, Pleosporales, Didymellaceae.
AUUGUAUCAAGCAACUCAUCCGGUCGAGAUAGCAAACCGCUACACUUCAAACGAGCUCAUCGCGCUUCGACGCUUCACCAGGAAGAAGCCUGCUCACAUGCCGCAUCUUCUGGACUGCGGGGAAUUCUGGUUGACCGAAGAUGAUGACAGGCAGGCCAUGGCUGGAGGCUUCAUGAUCGGAAUCCUGAUGACCAAGCUUCCUGGCACGCAGAUAACUUACAAGAUGCUCUGCUACGAGAAGGACAAGAAAGGACGGGAUGAGAUCAGAGAUGCCUUUAAGGUCGCGCUCUUGUACGCAUCCCUGUAUAUAAGUUAUUAUCGUCAGCUGAUCAGAGAAAGCUAUCUUGUUGACUUCGAGGACGAGGUGGUCGGGCUGGCGACUUUCCGAAGAGUAUGGUCGGGAGGACCGGGUGCUCUGAGUUUGCCAGUAUCAGUGUUAUUCAAGACGGAGAUGAACGUCUGAAGUCGAUGUUGGGUCGGAGGAGGACGGACCCCUGCGAUGGCGUCCCCGCAAUCGUGCGACC